Thelazia callipaeda (thelaziosis nematode) is the source of this 522-nucleotide messenger RNA. The record is from the annotation of a GenBank genome assembly. Lineage: Eukaryota; Metazoa; Nematoda; Chromadorea; Rhabditida; Thelaziidae.
AUGUUGGAAACAUCGUUGAGUAAGUUUUUACGAGGGAUAAUACUGGAAUCUGUGUUUGCUGAUGCAGUUCUUGACUCAGAUAGAAGAGAUAAAUGGAUCAAAUAUGACAUGAACGAUUUCAAAAAACAGUUCCGUAAGAUUGUGACGUUCGGAAGUUGGGAAUGGCUGCUAAGCUUUCUGCGCAUAAUAUUUUUUAUUAUUGGCUCAUUUGUUCUGGCAAUAACAAUUUGUGCAUUGUGUGGCUUUGCUUGCAUGCUUUCAACGGUUGUUCGAGACGACUAUUAUAAUCGACGGUUGCGUAGACAGCGUGAAGUAGAACUGCGCAAUUUGGCAGAACAAUUUCAGGGAAUAGCCCUUGUCAUGCCAUUUGAAGCUGAUUUCCUGCACUGCUGUACUUUUGUAUUUAUUUUAGGACUGCUAAUUAGAUCAUUUCAGGGUCGUCCGAAUCAGUUGAAUAGAAACGCUGAAAAUGAUAUAAAUACAGCCGUCGAGCAGCUGAGCAUUGUGAGUAGCGUUUGGUAG